GUUUAAAUCCCACACAAUCAAUCAUCUUUUUCACGUACCUCUCUUCAUCCAUUCUUUCUCUCUCUAUAACAACAACAAAGAAGAAGAAGAAGAAGAAGAAGAAGAAGAAAGAGAUUGAUUUUCAAAUUUUAAUUCAUACUUCUUUGAAUCUCUUUUUCUUCUUCUUUGAAUCAACGAUUGAUAUUCCUUUUCUAUUUCAAUUUUAAUGGCGACGAUGAACAGUGGAUACUCAAGCAAUUCUCCGGCUGUUCUUCCGGCGAAACAAAACGUCGCUCCUGCUAAAGCCGCUGAUACACAAUCUGUUCUUAAAAGAUUGCAGUCUGAACUAAUGUCCCUUAUGAUGAGUGGUGAUCCAGGAAUAUCAGCAUUUCCUGAGGAAGACAACAUAUUCAGUUGGAAAGGGACAAUUGAAGGAAGCAAAGAAACUGUUUUUGAAGGCACUGAAUACAAACUUUCACUUACUUUUCCGGCAGAUUAUCCCUUUAAACCACCUAAAGUGAAGUUCGAGACCGGUUGUUUCCACCCUAAUGUGGAUGUUUAUGGAAACAUUUGUUUGGACAUCCUUCAGGACAAAUGGUCUUCUGCUUAUGAUGUAAGAACUAUAUUGCUCUCUAUCCAAAGUCUGCUUGGAGAGCCUAAUACCAGCUCACCAUUAAACACACAAGCAGCCGCACUUUGGAGCAAUCAAGAAGAAUAUAGAAAAAUGGUGAAAAAGCUUUACAAGCCAUCAACAGUUUAGGAUUGGUGAGUGUUAGAUGUUAGAUGAUGAUAAAGUUGGGUGGUUUGGGAGCACAAUUGAUUGAGUGUUCAAACCAAAAGACAAAAUUCUACCUGUUUACAACGAUUGUGCCAAUCAUUUGUUCUGUUGCGCAAGUGAAAAGUAUUGUUCUAUGGCAAUUCACAAUAUAUUUUUUUCUUUAAUAACCAAAAUUUGUGUUACGCCUCCACUUUGUUUAUGUUAGAAAGAUACUACGAAUUUUAGGAUGUACCUUUAUGUUUUAAAUAUAAUAUACUCCUUGAGUGCUACUGGUUUUGCUGGUGGUUGUUUCAAUUGUAGUCUCUACACUUUCUUAACAAGUUAUAUCUUUAAAUAUGCUUAAAUUAUUAUUGUGCAAAA
This is a messenger RNA of Amaranthus tricolor (Joseph's coat), 1117 nucleotides long. RefSeq names its product ubiquitin-conjugating enzyme E2 20-like. Lineage: Eukaryota; Viridiplantae; Streptophyta; Magnoliopsida; Caryophyllales; Amaranthaceae. The transcript is spliced from 6 exons. Bases 206 to 739 code for a protein of 177 amino acids. The record is from RefSeq and is a predicted model, not a curated record.